CUUAACGUCCGCAGGAGGGUCGAAUAGACCUCUUGUUGAUUCUGGAGCAGUUUGCCCGUUAAGAUCGUCCAUGAGGAAAGGGAAGUGGAAGAGAGAAAGAGAAUGAGUGAAUGGAAGGGGAAAGAAAGGAGGAUGAGCGUCACUCGGGGGUGAUUUGGCCACUUAACCCAGUCAUUUUUUUCUUGUGACGACCCAUUCUGCGUGUUCAUGAAAGGAGAUGCAGACCACACAACCAACUAGACGUGUGGUAGCGAGACGGCCAGCACCUCGCUCCACCGAAGAUGCUCGCGCAGUAGAGCUAGCACAGCUGCAGCGAAGAUUCCGGGCUUCUUACAUGAUAUUAGAGAAAAAUGACAAGGCUAUGUCUGUUAAAAUAGAGAUUACGCCUAGCGACCCGGAUUUCCCGUAUGAGCUGGAAGCUCUCAGUCUCCAUAUUCAUAUACCAGCUGAAUAUCCGGCAGUACGAUGUUCUAUCCAAGUGACCAACCCUGAAAUAUCCAGGGGGUUUGCAAGAAAUCUAGAAAAGGGAUUUGAGCAACAUCAAGCGGCUCAGUCAAACCACCGAACACUUGUUCAAGAAAUGGCAUGGUUGGAUAACAACAUGGAAACAUUGUUACAAGAGCCACCCGCUCCAACUAUACGGUUCGUUUCUAACACUGUUUCCAAAGAACCGCCAGCAACAAUGGCGCCUCCUCCGCCUGCUGCUGUAGAAAAGACUUCACCUCCCGCCAAGCAUUAUGCAUUGGAGGAAAUCCAAGAUGCGAAAGUUAAACGAGAGGCUGAAAUCAGAAAAUUAAAAGCCCAAUUCCGAAAUGAAUUGAGCGACAUAUCUAGGGAUUCCAUGACUACCGUUCUGCUGAUCAAGCUACCCUUAGACGCCAAUUGCCUUUUCAAGGAGGAGUUAGGAGGAACUAUCAAUAUCGAAAUGGAAAUACCGGCUCAUUAUCCAAUGAACCCUUGCCGAAUCAAAAUCGUGAAUGCCGUUAAUCUUGCUACUUGGAGAGCACAGAGUGUUGAACAAGGUUUCGCUAACCGCAGUUUUGUGUCUCCUGCUACCCUGUUUCAACAAUUGAACUGGCUAAACACAAACUUGAAUACGCUAUUAGAUGUCCCAGCGCCUUCUAAUCCAUCAGUCAUCAAGACACAAGUGCCAACAGCGCAUACCUCUCCUCCAACUACUCACCAUGUCCAGUCGUCGGGAGUCCAACACAGCCUUGAUGAAAGCUUACGGAAAGAUAAGAAAAUUUACGUCGAGAGGCCAUUGGACCCCGUACCAAAGGCUGAAACGCCACCCCUUAAGAUCAAUGGCGAUGAUCACGGUAGCGACGAGGCAUCUCAGCAGGAAUCCGACGACGAUGAGAUCUCUAUAAAAAUGGCAUCGACCAGUGUUUCGGCCACGCCACAGCAAGUGCGAUCGGGAACAGAAAUACGUUUUCCUGAUAUACGACUAGAAAACGUCGCCUUAUUGCGAUGCGCGCGGAUGUUUCUUAUGGUCAAGUGCAAUCGAUGUCAUAACACUGUGGAGGUUGAAAACAUCGUUCCGGAUCAAGCUGCCGUAGACUCGGCAAGCAAUGGGUCUGAGAAACAUCAACGUUGGCUACCGUGCCCAACGUGUUCUUCUCUGAUAGGCGCUCUUUUCAAGGGGAACUACUUGCACAAUAACUCCAUUACAUUGGGCUUGCUACAGCUGGCAUCUUGUACGCCAUUCGACUUAUUGCCCUCCACUUACAUUGCGACAUGUACCAAUUGUAUGGAGCCGCACAUACCCAUCAAAUUGACCGUGCAUGAUCAGCCAAAAUCCACGGUAUGCCGAAAUUGCCACUCGAAAAUGAGUAUCGGUAUACCCAACAGCCAAUUUGUGAGAAUAGGGUCUGGGACAGGAUCGAAAGAACUCCGUGCAGACCCUGCAGUUUUACAAUUGAAAAAAAAGAAGCAACCAAUGCAAGAACUUGGGCUUGUGGUGGGCCAACCGUUGCCUCACCAAGGUGCAUGUGAGCAUUACCGUAAGUCAAGGCGGUGGUUCCGGUUCUCGUGCUGCAAUCGAAUUCACCCGUGCGAUCGAUGUCAUGAUGAGAAAGAGGAUCAUAAAGCAGAGCUUGCCAAAAUGCAUGUAUGUGGGUACUGUUCUCGCGAAUUCACAUCAUCCAAGUCAAUAUGUGCUUGUGGCCAAGAACCAGGAAAAUAUCAUGCAGGUACCUUCUGGGAAGGUGGAGAAGGAACUCGUAACAAGAAAAUAAUGAGCAGAAAGGAUAAACAUAAAUACUCUGGUUCACCAUUUAAAACUGCUUCUAAGAAGCAGCAACGUGUUGGUGAAGCUGGAAAAAUGGCCACAAAGAACAAAAGCAAGCAAGAAGCGGAUAAAAGUACAUGAUAAGGUUUCUCAUCUAGUUAUCCAAGUCGACUGGGAAAAUAUUCAGGUCGGAUAUG
Molecule: messenger RNA, 2427 nt
Organism: Umbelopsis ramanniana AG
Lineage: Eukaryota; Fungi; Mucoromycota; Umbelopsidomycetes; Umbelopsidales; Umbelopsidaceae
Exons: 6
Coding region: 218-2371 (717 amino acids)
Molecular function (GO): zinc ion binding; protein binding
Source: RefSeq, a predicted model, not a curated record